Funneliformis geosporum is the source of this 2556-nucleotide messenger RNA. The record is from the annotation of a GenBank genome assembly. Lineage: Eukaryota; Fungi; Glomeromycota; Glomeromycetes; Glomerales; Glomeraceae.
AUGGAUGAUGAGGAUAAACCUACCGUUAGAAAUGUGACAAAUGAUCAAUCGGAUUCUUUAUUGACCGGAAGUCAAUUAGCGACUAGCGUUUUCGAACUGGCAUCAUCAACGGUUAUUCCUUUCACACAAUUUAUGCCGCUUAUUAAAGAUGUAUCCGAAAUUCUUAAUAAGGUUACGGAAUUGUAUAGAACGGCUCAGCAUAAUAAGAAUAUAACAAAAAUUUUGACGGAACGUAUUGCUGCAGCAUAUUCUUCUGUGUGCAUUUUACAAACAAGAGAGGAUUUGUUUACCUCAAAGAAUUAUUCCAGCUUGCAAAGAUUGGUACAUGUUCUACAAAAGAUGAAAAAAUUCGUUGAAGAGAUAACACAAUAUAAUACCGUGCAAAAAUUUUUAGGAGCAAAAUUAAUUGAGAAACAUUUUGAAGAUUUAUGUAAAGAGUAUGAUAGUAGCAUUAGUCUAUUGAACUUCACCUUAACGGUUGGUUUUCAAUUUCAUGCGGAAAAGGAAAAAAAGAUCGUGAAAGCGGAUGUCAAGGAGCUUCUGAUGUUUCAAGAAGCCUUGGCGGAAAGUAUGGAUAAUUUGACUAAUAUAUCUAAGCAACUCGAUAAAAAAGUUUCUCAAACAAAUGAUAAGAUGAACUCAGUUGUCGAAAGGGUUAGUGAGAUGUCAAUUACUAUGGAGAGUUUGAUAAAUGAAAAAAAAGGUGUAAAUCAAACCAAAAUUGAUAAUAUCUUUCAAGAAUCUUUACUUCCCUUAAAUAAUUAUUAUGCGACUAAAGAAUCCAGAGGUGAUAAAUUGAGAAAAUAUACUGAUAAUACAACUAUGGUGGAACUUGCUUUUAAAACUAUUGAUGAAAAACAUUAUAAUCAAGUUAAAAAUCAAGUAACGAUUUUUAAACAACUUAAGGAUUGUCAAAAUAUCAUUCAUUUUUAUGGUAUUACUUCCAAUGGUCUAAAUAAUGAUAAACGUAAAUACUAUUUAGUAACAGAAUGGGCGGAACAUAAAAAUUUACGUGAAUAUAUUUCUUUACAUGGACAAAAUAUUGAAACGAAACUGAGAUUGAGAUUUGCUUAUGAUAUCGCUAAAGGGUUAAAUUUUCUUAAUUCCGUCAAGAUUGUUCAUCGGGAUAUAAGAUCAGAAAAUAUUGUGAUUACAGAGCAUCAAAUUGCAAAGAUAACAAAUUUUAAGUUAAGCAGAGGUAUCAAUGAUGCUUCCGUUAACCUAGCAGUAGAUAGAGAUUGUGCUCGGUAUAGUUCUCCUGAAAUGAUAAGGAGAGAAUUAGCUGGAGAAGAUACGGACGAGAAACAAAAAUAUGACACCAAAUGUGAAGUUUACAGUUUUGGUAUUCUUCUUUGGGAAAUUGCGGAAUGUAAGAUACCAUACGAACAAUUUGAUGAUUUUAUGGAAAUUUCCAAAAAUGUAUUAGAUGGGUAUCGAGAACUUUUUAAUAACCAUGAUAUUCCGGAUAAAUAUCAAAAUCUCGUUCAUGAUGCUGUUGAUCCAAAUCCGGGACUUCGUCCCAUGUUCUCAAAAAUGCUGAUAGACCUUAAGGACGUCUUUAAGAAUGGUCAUUCGAAUGGUCGAAAACCAAUCCCUGUACGAAAAAUGUCUGGUACAGAAAUGAUUGACUGGAGUUCAUUCAAUUAUUUGUCAAUUGAUAAGGCGGUUGAGGAGCAUAUGAAAAAUAAUAUGGAAAAGCAGAUCUUGUACAGAUGUUUCGAUGCUUAUGCCAACUUGGAUAAUCCUAAAGCAAAAUAUUAUAAAGCCUAUUACAUUUCAAAAGGUUGGUCCGAUCUUACCUGUUCUCAAAAUGAAAAAGAUGCGAUAGCCGUUGAACUUUUUAAAGAAGCCGCAGAUUAUGGUGAGGAUUUUCCUGAAGCACAACUUCGUUACGCGACAAUGGUCAUGAACGGGAAGGGUGUUAAAAAGAACAUAAAAGAGGCGGUAAAUUAUCUUCUCAAAGCAGCUAAAAAUGAUAAUGUUGUGGCCAUGUUUAGUGUAUCUACUUAUUAUUUCUCUCAAGGUCAAAAAGAGUUGGGAUUAUGUCGACCUGCAAAUCAACCAAAUGACAGAAAACUAUAUGGAGUGUUGCCUUUCUUAGCUCCUGAAAUUUUAAGAGGAAAAAAGUAUACUCAAAAUAGUGACAUUUAUGCAUUUGGAAUUGUGGCAUUCGAAGUAAUGACUGGAUUUCCUCCUCAUAAAGAUGUGGCCGAUGACCAUUUUUUGCAUAUAGAAAUCUGUAAAGGGUUGAGACCAGAAUCAACUUAUAAGGUUCCUCGGCAAAUUUUAGAAAUUAUCGAACAGUGUUGGGAUGAAGAUCCUUUAAAACGUCCUAAAGCAAAUGAAUUAUACGAUAAAUUUAAAAAUUUAGAAAAGGACCAUGAAGAUAAAAAUUCAUUAAUUUAUAAACAAAUUCAAGAAGCGGAUAAAAAGAAUAAACAAUCGUCUUCUGAACCUUUAUCUACAACAGUUCCUCAAGAAGUUUAUAUAAGUAAACAUUUAGAUAUUAAUAAUGCAGAAUGUUCUGAAGAACGUUUAAAAAUUGUUUUAAGUUAA